GCACGCUUGUUGGUGGGAGGAGUAGCUCGCCAUUCAAACUAGUUUUGUAAACAUUAUUGUCUAAAACGACACGAUUUUGGAUGCUUUGACAUGUUUUGAGAGUUUUACCAUAGUUCGGCGUCUUAUAAAUCGCGGAAUUGCUAUCAGGAAUUUAUUUUUUCUAGUUCUUCAGUAUCAGUUGGAAGUUUGUGGAGCAGCCAUUUUUUCACCCGAAACGUCGCCGUGGACGCUGGUUAAUACGAUUACAACGUCGUUAUCAGUUUUUAUGCGACUGAACUGAACUCGUUUGGAUUUGUCACGGAGAUAUCGGUCAGCGAGAGAAGACAUUUUCCUCGGAUAAUCUGUAGCAGACAAGUUGGGAAUCACAUCGCCGUUUUUCUGGACUAUUCAUCAGCGCUCGGGUUGUUGCAUUGCACGGCCAGUAUUAGAUAUGUUUAUCUAAAUUAACGUUACAUAAUCUCUGCCUGAUUUGCCAGCCACUUGGGCUGUUUUUUUUAAUAGUUUUAAACUACUUGUUUUGUGUGUUUUUUUUUUUUGUAUUACGUUACGUUAUCCUUUUACAAAAACUGAACUUUUGCCUGGAAAGAUGAGUUUCGUUACACGGAGGCACGGCAAGUCUCCAAAUCUUAAACCCGUUCGCCAAAAGUUGCAGUUUUUGGUCAGUGACGGUGAAGAAGACAGCAUUGAAGACGCGAACAACAGCACCGGAGCCGAAUCGGGCUUCACAGAGCUGGACUCGCCGGUGUCCAUGCGGCGCAGCGGCGAUAAGAGGCCGGCGGACCUGGGCAGCAGCAGCCCGCUCAGCCGAACCAGAGACGACGACGAGUCCUGGGACGAGGAGGGGUUCGGCUCACCGUCUCGGGCAAAACCAACCUUUUACAUGAAAAGCUCUCCAUCGCCAAGGAAAAGUCCACAGGCUUACGACAGUUCGCCUGAGAGGAGUUACAUUCAUGAUGACAUGGAAGGAUCCAGCUCUCCUGUUCCGGACUGUCCUGAUACACCGCCCCAUAAAACCUUCAGAAAACUCCGGCUGUUUGAUACACCUCAUACCCCAAAGAGCUUAUUGUCAAGGGCCAGGACAAAGGCAUCGACGAGCCGGAGAGUCGCCCUGUUUAAGAAUGUUGAUUCCACAAGCAAAGCCUGUCUGGACGGAAGACGAAACCAGACACCUCUAGUAAACAUCAACCCCUUCACCCCGGACUCCAUUCUGGUGCAAUCAUCGACACUACAACGAAACAACAGGAAACGAGCACACUGGAAUGACUCAUGUGGAGAGGACAUGGAUGCAAGUGAUCCUGAGAUGGAGGAUGAGCUCAUUCCACCCUCAAAGAGGAUCACAAUGAUGGAGAAUAACAACAUGAUGUCCAGAUAUGCGUCUGAAUUCCAUGAGUUGGAGAAGAUCGGCUCUGGAGAGUUUGGUUCUGUUUUCAAAUGUGUCAAGAGGUUGGACGGCUGUAUUUACGCCAUCAAACGUUCCAAAAAGCCCCUGGCAGGCUCUGUGGAUGAGCAAAAUGCACUUCGUGAGGUAUAUGCACAUGCAGUUCUUGGACAGCACCCCCACGUUGUGAGGUAUUAUUCUGCUUGGGCAGAAGAUGACCACAUGCUGAUCCAGAAUGAGUACUGCAACGGAGGAACCCUGUCUGAUGUUAUUGCUGAGAACAAUAGAUGCAUGCACUUCCUUUCUGAGAUGGAGUUGAAGGAUCUGCUGUUGCAAGUCUCUCGUGGACUCAAGUACAUUCACUCUACAGCACUUGUUCACAUGGAUAUCAAGCCAAGCAAUAUAUUCAUUUCACGCAAACCUGCUGCUAGUGUAGAGGAAUUUGAAGAUGAAGAAGAUGGUCCCACCACAAGAGUGGUGUACAAAAUAGGUGAUCUAGGUCAUGUUACAACGGUUACCAAUCCACAAGUUGAAGAAGGUGACAGCAGAUACCUGGCAAAUGAAGUUCUUCAAGAGGACUACAGUAACCUGAAAAAGGCAGACAUAUUUGCCCUUGCUCUGACUGUAAUCAGUGCCUCUGGAGCAGAGCCCCUUCCUACCAAUGGAGAAAAGUGGCAUGAAAUCCGACAGGGCAUCCUGCCCCAUAUCCCACAAGUGCUUUCUCAGGAAUUUUUAAGCUUGUUAAAGCUUAUGAUCCAUCCUGACCCAACACGGCGACCCUCAACCUCUGACCUCGUCAGACAUCCUGUUCUUCUGACUGCUUCCAGAAUGAGUGCUGAUCAGCUGCGUGUAGAGCUCAACGCUGAGAAAUUCAAGAACGCACUUCUGCAAAAGGAGCUAAAGAAAGCUCAGAUGGCAAAGGCUGCAGCAGAAGAGAGGGUUCUGUCCACAGACCGUGUUCUUACACGUUCCACAGUCCAAUCCAGCUCCAGAGCUUCUCGAAUCAUCGGGAAAAAGAUGAACCGUUCUGUUAGUCUCACCAUUUAUUGAACUGAACCCCAGACAAAGGAGAUGACCAGCCCUAAGUGGGAACUACAGUGGUGCUUAUCAAGGACUUGGGCAACAGACAGCUUUGUCUGUAGUCAGAAGGAUGACGCAGACUGUUUUGUGACAUAGUGCUUAUACUGUUUGGGACAAGUACCAUGGUCUUUACUGAAGCUUGGGUCCUUCUGCAUUGUAUAGGCACUAGUGUCUGAGUACAUAAUGCAGAUCUGCCCUAACCAUUUAGGUGUGCCUUCUCAAAAUCUCUUUGACAGAAUUGCCUUAAGAUGGACACUUUUUUUAGUGUAGAUCUGUCUUCCUAAUCUUUGCUUUAAGUUCCAUAAGUAAGGGUCAGAAUGGUCUCCCUGCACUUGCUUUCUCAGAGGUGCAGUGUUGCUCUUUACCAAAUGGGAGAUGUGUACCCCUAUUGAGCCCUGAUAUGUGAAUGUACCAGAUCAAAGAUUUGUGCACCUUACUGCCUGUGAAAAAUGCCUGUUGGGCCACAGAAGUUGGUGGGGCUUGAGUUAGAUUGCCAUUAAAAUGAGCACUUUGGAGGCAAUGGUGAGCUUGCCACAGAAAGCCUGCUGCUAUUCAUGUUUGUCUGUAUCCAGUUAGGGUUGGAAGAUUUUUUUUUUUUUUUUUGUACUUUUAAAUCAUUUUAUCCAUCCA
Sinocyclocheilus anshuiensis is the source of this 3088-nucleotide messenger RNA. RefSeq names its product WEE1 G2 checkpoint kinase (gene wee1). The record is from RefSeq and is a predicted model, not a curated record. Gene Ontology annotation, cellular component: cytoplasm; nucleus. Lineage: Eukaryota; Metazoa; Chordata; Actinopteri; Cypriniformes; Cyprinidae. Gene Ontology annotation, biological process: mitotic cell cycle; protein phosphorylation. The transcript has 10 exons. Bases 587 to 2428 code for a protein of 613 amino acids. Gene Ontology annotation, molecular function: non-membrane spanning protein tyrosine kinase activity; ATP binding; magnesium ion binding.